Molecule: messenger RNA, 2546 nt
Organism: Austrofundulus limnaeus
Lineage: Eukaryota; Metazoa; Chordata; Actinopteri; Cyprinodontiformes; Rivulidae
Gene: slc22a17
Product: solute carrier family 22 member 17
Biological process (GO): transmembrane transport
Cellular component (GO): membrane
Molecular function (GO): transmembrane transporter activity
Source: RefSeq, a predicted model, not a curated record
UCCUCCCUCCCUGCCCUCCUCCCCCGUGCCCUCCUCCCCGGCCCCGUCCUCCAUCCCGGCCCCGCCCUCGCUGCCCCCCACGGGGGAGGUGAUGGUCCUGGCCCUGGGCAGGAAGAAGCAGAGGGUCCUGAUCGCGCUCUCCAUCCUGCCCAACCUGUUCCUGGCCUUCCUGCUCUCCUCCGACCCCCUCAUCACCCUSUCCCCCCGCCACCGCUGCCACCUGCCGGGCCCGCUGCCGUCGCCGGAGGUCCUGAACGCCACGCUGCCCUGGGAGAAGGGGGAGCGACCCGGGGACCCCGGUCGCCUGUCCCAGUGUAAGCAGUACUCCAACAGCAGCCAGCUGGUGGUGGUGGACUGCGAGUCCGGGUGGGACUACAACGUCACRGAGGGGCUGAAGAACAACAUUGUCACUGAGUGGGAUCUGGUGUGCGGUCGGUACUGGUUGGUCCCGGUGGAGGAGGUGUGUUUCAUCCUGGGUGUCCUGAUUGGCUGCCUCUGUUUGGGCUUCGCGGCUGACAGGCUGGGCAGGUCCAAGACCCUGCUGACCUCUCUGACCCUGUCGGUCGUCUUYGGGGUUCUGGUGUGCGUGUCUCCGUACCCGUCCAUCUUCAUCGUCAUGCGUUUCUGCCUGGCUGCUGCCAGUGCAGGAGUCUACCUGACUCUCUACAUCAUGCGUCUGGAGCUCUGUGAGCCGUCUCUCAGGCUGGUGGUGACCAUGCUGGCCGGGCUGAUGACCGUGGCUGGAGAGCUGCUGCUGCUGGCCGUGGCCCUCGGCUGUCAGUCCUGGAGGGGUCUGCUGGGGGCCGGAGCCACUCCUUUAGCUCUGUUCCUCAGCUACGGCGUUCCAGGUGUGUUUCCUGAAUCUCCUCGCUGGCUCCUCCUGUCGGAGCGGUCUGUGGACACAAGCGCGUUCAGCGAGAGAAGAAACUCCAGCAGAGACGUGAGAGACGACGAGAGCUUCACAGAGCUGGACUCGGAGCCGGCCCCCUCCUCGCGCCCCCACCUGUCCUUCCCUGAGCUCUUCCACAGCAGGAACAUCUGGAAGAACCUGUGCGUGCUCGGCUUCACCUCCUUCAUUUCCCACGGCAUCAGCCACUGCUACAGCUCCUUCCGAGGGGACGUCCGAGGCUCCGCCCCCAGCUUCUACUGGACGUACCUGCUGUCUGUGUGCGCGGGGGGCGGAGCCUGGCUGCUGCUCUGGGCCGUGGUGGACAGGUGCGGACGCCGUGGCAUCCUGCUGCUGUCCAUGACGAUGACGGGCCUGGCGUCUCUGAUCCUCCUGGGCCUCAUGGAGUAUCUCAGCGAGGCGGCCAUCACGGUGUUCUCGGUACUCGGGCUCUUCUCCUCCCAGGCCACGGCGUCGCUCUGCAUCCUCUUCACGGCGGAGGUCAUGCCCACCRUCAUCAGGGGCAGCGGCGUCGGCGCCGUGCUCGCCCUGGGCUGCGUGGGCCGCCUCAGCUCCCCCAUCAUGGACCUGCGGAACCACUACGGCUACUUCCUGCACCACGUCAUCUACUCCUCGCUGGCCCUGCUGGCCGUGCUCUCCAUCCUGCUGCUGCCCGAGAGCAAGAGGAAGCCGCUGCCGCAGACGCUGGCCGACGGCGAGCAGUACCGCCGCCCGCCGCUGGGCCGCAGGAGGAGGGACAACGUGCCGCUGCUGGCCACGCCCAACCCAGAGACCUGAAGGAGCGGGAGGAGAGCGACACAGAGACUAGAAGGGUUAAAGGGCUGCUAACCUGCUGAACAUAUCAUCCUCUCAUCAUUCCAGGCGGCGCCGCCUCCGACCUCACAUCCUGCCGCUCUGUUCAGGUGUCGACACGAACACCUGAAACCUCCACCUUCCUGUUACACACCAGCACACACACACACACACAGCGCUGCACGCCUCCCUCCAUCCUCCACGCUGCUCGAACACUACUUCCUGUUUGUUUGAUUUACCUGAGCUCGUCCACUCACCUGUCCUAACGUGGUGUAAAUACUCUGUUUGGAGCCGACCCUCGCAGCACGCUAUGCAGCUGGAAAUGAGCACUUUCAGUUAUACGUUGGUUUUUUUUUUUUUUAAAUAAUAAAUUUGUCCAAACUCUAAAAAUGUAAAAAUCAUGAAGUCAUGAGACGUUGACCCUCUGUGAACUCCUGAGGUUUUAUGAGUCAGGACURAUUUAAAACCCUCUGAUUUUUAUUUCUCAUAGUUCAGAUUUAACCUGAAGUGUAGAAAGAAAMACCCAACAGAUGCUCGUCUGUGGGAACGCCUCCAGAAACGCUACAGGUGUGUUUUAGCACAGCGACAGGAGGGGAAGACAUCAGCCAUGACCUCAGAGGAGCGUCUGUCAGGGAGARGUCAGGGAGAGGUCAAAGGUCACCUGUCAGGGAGAGGUCAAAGGUCACCAGUCAGGGAGAGGUMAAAGGUCACCUGUCAGGGAGAGGUCAAAGGUUGUUAUACAGAGAAUAAUUUAUCACAAGAGGAAAACUUUUAAAGUUCCUGUGACAUUUYUAUCCUUCAAAUACAAAARGUCAAAGAAAGCAUCUUUAUACUUAAGAAAAUUGGC